Molecule: messenger RNA, 3709 nt
Organism: Mangifera indica (mango)
Lineage: Eukaryota; Viridiplantae; Streptophyta; Magnoliopsida; Sapindales; Anacardiaceae
Product: RNA-dependent RNA polymerase 1-like
Exons: 5
Coding region: 168-3524 (1118 amino acids)
Biological process (GO): siRNA processing
Cellular component (GO): nuclear RNA-directed RNA polymerase complex
Molecular function (GO): RNA binding; RNA-directed RNA polymerase activity
Source: RefSeq, a predicted model, not a curated record
GAACAUGUUAUCCUGCAGCAGCGAAUCUCCACGUUUAAAAAAAAAAAAAAAUUUCUGACCUGCCAUUGACGAAGACGAUCUCACUCACACUUCACUCUUGACUUGCAGCACUCUUCAUCUUCUUGGCCUCUGGGUUUUCUUUCUUCUCUGUGCAGCAUACUUCAUUUAUGGGUAAAACUAUUCAGGUUUAUGGAUUUCCCUGUAAAGUUACGGCAGAAGAAGUCAAGAGAUUUCUGGAGUCACUUACCGGUGAAGGAACUGUUUAUGCUAUUAAGGUUAGGAAAGCAAAAAAUGGUGGUCCUAGAGCAUAUGCCAUUGUCCAAUUCACAACUAAUAUCAAAGCUGAUUAUAUAAUUUCUCUGGCUAGACCAAAACAAAGCCUAUGGUAUGAAAGUUCAUAUCUCAAUGCUCGGCCAAUGGAGCAUGAUAUUGUGCCAAAGCCAAGAACCUAUAAGCAUACCAUGGAAAAAAUAAUGCUGCAUUUUGGCUGUCAGAUAUCAAAUGAAACGUUUGCUGUUCUCUGGAGAGGGGUGGAUGUUUCCGUGAAUUUUGGCAUUGGAAUGCGAAAAUUAAAUUUUUAUUUGUCUUAUCGGCAAGUAAAAUACUGGCUUGAGCUCGCUUAUGAAAAUAUUUGGCAGAUUGAACUCCAUCGCCCACGCAAUCAAAGAGCAAAGUAUCUUCUGAUUCAGCUACUUGGUGCUCCUCGGAUUUUUGAGAAAGAAACACGCUCUUCAUAUGAUAAAUUUGACGACCCUUUACUUAACUUCUUUAAAGAUGAGCCUGAUGAUAAAUGGAUCAGAGCAACAGACUUCACCCCCUCAAGCUGUAUUGGACAGUCUACUGGAUUAUGUUUAGAGCUUCCUUACAGGCUUGAACUUCCAAACUUUCGUGAAAAUUUUGGUUAUUAUAAAGAAAGUGAUGGCAGGUUUGAUUUGAAAAUGGGUUCUUCUUAUUCUUGCAAUCAGAGUUUGGUUCCAAUCGUUGGUCCUCCCUUCGGAAUUUACUUGCCAUAUGAGAUCUUGUUUAAGAUCAAUUUGCUGGUACAAAAUGGGUGUCUUCCCGGGCUUGCAUUGGAUUCUGAUUUUUAUCGGUUGGUUGAUCCAAGUAGAAUUGACAUGGCCUGUAUAGAACAUUCUCUUGAUAAACUUUAUCAGAUAAAAGAAUGUUGCUAUGAUCCUUCAAGGUGGCUCAGUGAACAGUAUCAGAAAUACCUCACAACCAGGAAUAGGCCACAAUCACCUGCCAUAACCUUGGAUGGAGGUUUGGUAUAUGUACACAGAAUCCAAGUAACACCUUGCAAAAUUUAUUUUUGUGGUCCUGAGGUUAAUGUCUCAAAUCGUGUCCUUCGCAACUAUAGAGAUCAUAUUGACAAUUUUCUUCGUAUUUCAUUCAUUGAUGAGGAUUUGGAUAAAAUUCAUUCAAUAGCUGUAGCGCCACGUUCAUCUUCCGCAGAUGAGCGUAGGAGAACUGGAAUUUACUCAAGGAUCCUUUCGACCCUAAAAGAUGGUGUAGUGAUUGAUGAUAAAAAAUUUGAAUUUCUUGCCUUUUCAUCUAGUCAAUUGCGAGAAAACUCUGCUUGGAUGUUUGCCUCUACAGAUGGGUUAACUGCUGCCCAUAUAAGGGAGUGGAUGGGGAAUUUUCGAAAGAUAAGGAAUGUGGCAAAGUAUGCAGCCAGAUUAGGUCAAUCCUUUAGUUCAUCAACUGAAACUCUUAGUGUUCAUGCGGAUGAAAUUGAGGUCAUUCGUGAUGUAGAGGUUAUGUCAGGUGGAACUAAAUAUGUUUUUUCUGAUGGUAUCGGAAAAAUUUCUGCUAAUUUUGCCAGUAGAGUGGCCCAAAAAUGUGGUAUUAAAGAUCGUACUCCAUCUGCCUUUCAGAUUCGAUUUGGUGGAUACAAAGGUGUUGUGGCCGUUGACCCAACUUCAACAAAAAAAUUAUCAUUGAGGAGAAGUAUGCGCAAGUAUGAUUCAGAAAUCAUGAAGCUGGAUGUUUUGGCAUGGACCAAAUAUCAGCCUUGUUUUCUCAACCGACAGCUGAUUACUCUUCUCUCUACCCUUGGUGUUAGGGAUCAAAUUUUUGAGAAGAAACAAAGAGAAGCUGUAGAUCAAUUGAAUGCCAUCUUAACAGAUUCUCCGCGAGCACAAGAGGCUCUGGAGUUGAUGUCCCCUGGAGAAAAUACUAACAUUCUCAAGGAAAUGCUCUUGUGUGGUUAUGAGCCAAAUGCUGAACCAUUCCUUUCUAUGAUGCUGCGAACAUUCCGGGCAUCAAAGUUGCUGGAAUUGCGGACCAAAACAAGGAUAUUUGUUCAACGUGGAAGAUCUAUGAUGGGAUGUCUAGAUGAAACCAGAACCUUGGAUUAUGGGCAGGUUUUUGUGCAAUUUUCUAAAGCUGCAUCUCAACGGUGUUAUGUUAUUGAAGGAGAGGUUGUUGUUGCGAAAAACCCUUGCUUGCACCCAGGCGAUGUUCGUGUUUUAAGGGCAGUGAAUGUGCCAGCUUUGUACCAUAUGGUGGAUUGUGUCGUAUUCCCACAGAAAGGAACGAGACCUCACACAAAUGAAUGUUCCGGAAGUGAUUUGGAUGGAGAUAUCUACUUUGUCUGUUGGGAUCCUGAAUUGAUUCCGCCACUGCAAAUAUCUCCUAUGGAUUAUACUCCGGAACCAAGUAUGGAGUUAGAUCAUGAUGUUACAAUCGAGGAAGUUCAGGAGUAUUUUGCCAAUUACAUGGUGAAUGACAGUUUGGGAAUUAUUGCCAACGCUCACACUGCCUUUGCAGAUAGGAAGCCUGGCAAAGCAAUGAGUGAGCCAUGCUUAGAACUAGCAAAAAAAUUCUCUAUUGCAGUUGACUUUCCAAAAACUGGUAUUCCUGCUGAAAUACCACCUCAUUUGCAUGUCAAAGAAUAUCCAGAUUUCAUGGAAAAACUAGACAAACCUACCUACGAGUCAAAAAAUGUGAUAGGAAAGCUUUUCCGAGAGGUUAGGGACAUAGCACCAGAUACAAGCUCUAUCGAGUCUUUCACUGAGGAAGUAGCGAGAAGGUCUUAUGACCAUGACAUGGAAGUUGAUGGAUUUGAGGAUCACAUUGAAGAUGCUUUCUAUUAUAAAAGCAAUUAUGAUUACAAACUAGGGAAUCUUAUGGAUUACUAUGGCAUCAGAACUGAAGCUGAAAUUCUCAGUGGUGGUAUCCUUAAAAUGUCCAAAUCCUUCACAAAGAGAAGAGAUGCAGAAGCAAUUGGUAUGGCCGUUAGGGCCUUGAGGAAAGAAGCUAGAAACUGGUUCAAUGAGAAGGGGAGUGGGUCUGAAUUUAAAGAUGAUGUGUAUGCAAAAGCAUCUGCUUGGUACCAUGUCACAUAUCAUCCAAACUAUUGGGGCAGCUAUAACGAAGGCCUGAAUCGCCAACAUUUUCUUAGCUUUCCAUGGUGCAUUUAUGACAAGCUGAUGGAGAUCAAGACGGAAAAAAUAAGUCUGAGAAAUGCUCAAAAUCUUCCAUCUCUCCAGCACUUGCUCAGUCAUGGAUUGCAUUUGCGUUGAGAAAUUAUGCUUGACUUGAUCUCUUUUACAAUGCCUAUAAUUAUACUUUGUAUCCUGUAUAUGCGUUUCUGUAUUAUUAUUGUAAAUGCUCGAUAAUCAGGAUUGAAACUUAAAGUGGAUAUGGACUGCCAGUUGAUAGAGCUACAAUAUAAUAUAGCAAGUUGAAGGAAUUUAGUUGAUCUUCA